AUGUCAACUAUGUUCAUUUCCAUGCUACUUGUGCUACUUGUUCCCCUAUACAUGUAUCUCAAGGCUAGCAGUAGAUCUAAGAACACAUCAGUGCUUCCCACAAACUGGCCAAUAUUGCACAUGUUCCCUUCCUUCAUGGUCAAUGUCUACAACUUGCAUGACUAUCUCACCUUGGUCCUCGCGGGAUUAGGCCACAACUUCAGGGCGCACGGCCCACCCGGGACCGGGAUGCGGUUCUUCGUCACUUGCGACCCUGCUAAUGUCCGGCACAUCUUCACGACCAACUACACCAACUUCCCCAAGAGCGUGCUCAGCAACCCGCGGAUGAUUGCCAGUACGGAGGCAUGCUGCCGCAACAAGGUGGAAAACAUCCUUCUCCCAUUGCUCGCCUACAUGGCGAGCACCGGCACUCCUUUUGACGUGCAAGAAUUGAUGUCGAGGUUUAUGUUUGACUUGGCUACUAUGUCUCUCUUUGGUGUGGAUCCUGGCCUCCUAUCAUUAGACAAACCACCCAUGGACGCUGUGGUUGCUCUGAACGCAGUCAUGGAGGUGGGAUUUUUCCAGCACACCAUGCCAACUUCUUGCUGGAAAUUAAUGAGGUGGCUAAACAUCGGUCGCGAAAGAAAGCUCUGCACAGCGCACAAAGUGCUACAAAGGUUCCUCGUGGAGAUGAUGGAGAGGAGGAAGAUGGAGAUGAUGGAGAGGAAGAUCAACACAUGUCAUGUUGGUAGUGACGACGAACAAGAUGGUGUGGAUAUUAUGUCUUCCUACCCAGACUAUGUUCACGAUGACUUGUCCUAUGCCAAGAACAUUGGCUACAUGCUUCCUGCAAGGGACACAAUUGGAACGACCCUGACAUGGAUUUUUUACAACCUCGCCCAGAACGCAAACAUUGUGUCAAUCAUCCGGAGUGAACUAUCACCCAUUGCAUCAUGCAAAGGAGCAUCCGGUGUGGAUGCCAUGAUGAUCUUUGAGCCGAACGAAAUCAAAUCUCUAGUCUAUCUGAGAGCCGUCUUGUACGAGACUCUUAGGUUGUACCCACCGACACCUUUCGAGCGCAAGACGGUGUCCGCCGAUGAUAUUAUGCCGAGUGGCCAUGAGGUGCACACCAGUGACACCAUCCUUAUUUCUCUCUACUCCCUGGGGAGAAUGGAGGGCGUGUGGGGUAAUGACUGUCUCGAGUAUAACCCAGAUAGGUGGCUCUUGGAAGAUGGAAACAAUCUGAGGUACGUACCAUCUCACAAGUUCUUGGCCUUCAACUUGGGCCCAAGGAUAUGCCUUGGGAAGGAAAUUGCGGUUAUGCAUAUGAAGACCAUCAUCGCCUCAGUGUUGUGGAACUUUGAUGUGGAGGUGAUGGAAGGGCAAAGCAUCCAGCCCAAGCCAUCUUGUAUACUGGAGAUGAAAAACGGGCUCAUAGUUAAGCUAAAGAAGCGAGAGAUGUAACAUUAGAUUUUGGUCUUAUGUAAACGUACUUACGGACUACCCGAAUUUUUUUAUGUUUUCUGUAAAGAGGAAAAACGAGAGAGAGAGGGAACGAACGAUUGGAAUGAAUAGUCUUCUCAUUGAUUGAAGAUUAGGGGUAUAUAUACCUAGUACAAAGGCGGUUUACAAAAAGAGGCAGUUGUCAAAGAGACAACCGACAUAGCAGGGAUUAACAUAUUAGUUAACUUAAUUAAUUAAUUCCUAACACUCCCCCUAAUCAAUGCUUGUCCUUGUGAGUAUGCAUUAUCUUGAUAAAUAAUACUCCUUGUAUGUCUUUGUCUUUGAGAAUGUUCAUCAUCUUCAUCUUGAGAAAUCCAUGUAUAAUCUUUAAAGUCUCCUCCAAAACCCUGUGGGAAAAAUAUGAGGAGAAUAGUGUAGAUAUGUUGCUAAAACUCCUUUAAGCCCAGUGGGAAAAAUAAGAAGGAGAAAACUGAUGCAACAAUAAUGAUUAUUGUCUCUUGAUAACUCAUAUGAGGAAAACCUUUGAAGAAGGAGAAAACUCAUUAGUGAGUUUAGAGAACAAUAAAUAUGCUUUGUAUACUUUCCUUUAAAAACCAGAUGGGAAAAAAACUUGAAAAUAUGGCAUAUAACCUUAAAAAGAUAUUGCCUCAUUAAAAACUGUUAUGAGAAACUUUGAGAGAAAACUCAUAAAGGAAAAGAGUGCGAUCUGAUAUGUCAUUGAAAACUCCUUUAAAACCCAAUGGGAAAAAUAUAAGGAGAAAAUGAUGUGACAUAUGUAAACACUUGUAUCAAUAUUGUCUCAUUAAAAACCUUUUAUGAGAAACCAUGAGGGAAAACUCAUGAAGGGAAAAAGAGUACAAUAUAUGCAAUCUGAUGAUUGUUAACAGGUUAUAGUUUGGGAGAUUACUCCCCCUGAACUUUGCAAAUCUCGAGGAUGUCUCAUACCAAUUUCAUUGACAUGAUCAUGCCAUUGUGAAUAAUCUGUUGGAUUUUCACAGUAUUUUCUUUGCAAAUUGUUUCCUCACUUUUCUAUAAUUCAUGUGGAUAAGUGACCUUCGAGCAAUGUGCUUUAUGAUAUUGCUAUUCAUAUAACCUGUAGGUAGUGAGUAACACAAGUGGUAGCAUCUUGAUAAAAUCAAGUUAUGUGAUUGUUAUGAAUCUCAACCACAUGAUUUUGAGUGUGGUUAAUCAUUCUACCGAGACAUGCAUAUUAUGCGAUUCUUUUAGAUAAAGCAAUUAUGUCAGAAUGAUAAGUGGAAAUAGUCAUUAAAGUCUAUUUGGAUGACUUUCAUGAGAAGACUAUUACAGUGAAUUCAGUCAUUGAUAUGGCAUUAUUGGGAUCAAUAAAGAGCUAAUAUCAUUACAUCAUAUCAUGGUCAUAUCUUGAUUUUCCUGAUGGAAAUGCCCAAGAUGUAUUGUGAGCAUGAGAUAUAAGUUCUUAUUUCUUAUAUCGACCAUAUACCUUUUGGUGGGGGUUACA
Aegilops tauschii subsp. strangulata is the source of this 2923-nucleotide messenger RNA. RefSeq names its product noroxomaritidine synthase 1-like. Lineage: Eukaryota; Viridiplantae; Streptophyta; Magnoliopsida; Poales; Poaceae. Gene Ontology annotation, molecular function: oxidoreductase activity, acting on paired donors, with incorporation or reduction of molecular oxygen; heme binding; iron ion binding. The record is from RefSeq and is a predicted model, not a curated record.